This is a messenger RNA of Haemonchus placei, 546 nucleotides long. NCBI's taxonomy places the organism in Eukaryota, Metazoa, Nematoda, Chromadorea, Rhabditida, Trichostrongylidae. The record is from the annotation of a GenBank genome assembly.
AUGGAUGUACCGCACGAUGCUCAACCUCAACCACCUCAAGAGGACGGCCCAGUAGAGCCGGGCGAAAACGACGAAGUCAACGACAACCCACCUCAAGUGGAACCAGCUCCAGUUCCGGGACUACUACAUAUCGUUGACCAACGAACAAUCGAAAUGAAGGACAUACUUGAUCGCACAAUUGAUGGAUUAGAGCAAGUGUGUCACCAACAACGAACAGUUCUCAACGAAUUACGAGAACAAGCCGACUUUCUCCAAGGGCUCGUCGCCCAGCCGCCUCCCUCCGCGUCGCCACAAUCUGGCCCCAGCGGAGCGGAGGGCCAAUAUCAGCGCCUUCGUUGCGCAUUCUGUGAUGACUAUCAUCACGCAUGCGACUGUAAGGCCUACAAAACCUUAGGCGAGCGUAAAUUGAGAGCCUUCGAGAGAAUCGUUGUGAACGAUGCCUCAAAAGAGCCGAUCAUAUGGCUACUUCUUGCCCGGACCCAAGCUUUUGUUACUAUUGUAGAAGGGCAAAAAAGAAUUGUUUGUAACUAUUUCACUACUCACUAA